Messenger RNA from Lucilia sericata (common green bottle fly), 2595 nucleotides. It is a transcript of the gene Kif19A, whose product is annotated as kinesin-like protein KIF19. Lineage: Eukaryota; Metazoa; Arthropoda; Insecta; Diptera; Calliphoridae. Bases 233 to 2407 code for a protein of 724 amino acids. The transcript has 9 exons. Gene Ontology annotation, molecular function: microtubule motor activity; ATP binding; microtubule binding. Gene Ontology annotation, biological process: microtubule-based movement. The record is from RefSeq and is a predicted model, not a curated record.
AAGUUUAAAAGCGGCAUAUAAACGAGUAUAAUUACGAGAAAGAUUUGAAAUUUGAAAAAUAAAAGAAAACAAUAGAAACAUUUAAUAAUUAGAAAAAUUUUAAAAAAGUGGGAUAUUUAAAAAAGGAUAAAUAAAUUAAAAAUUUUUACGCGACGCCAUUUAAUCGUUGUUUAUAAAACUCAACUCAACAGCUCCACUGCAUAUUACUCGUAAAUUCACUCCGCAAAAGACAAUGGCCCAAAGCGGAAGUUGGUCUAGUGGCAGCGGUAGUGGCUCGUCAACAGCUCAGAGUAGAGGAUUGUCAACAGCUCCACCCCAAGAGGAACGUCUUUUGGUGGCUGUUCGCGUUCGUCCUUCAUUUGAGAAUAGUGAACGUUGUAUUGAAGUGGUUUCUUCAAAAUCUCUUUUAUUUGAUGAUGGUGGUCGGGGUAAAGCACGAAAAUAUUCGUAUGAUAAUGUCUUCAAGGAGUCAGAUACUCAGGAAACUGUUUACAAAACCACCACAGCACCUUUGGUCAAAGAAGUUAUUAAAGGUUAUAAUGCUGCGGUGUUCGCUUAUGGAGCCACAGGUUCCGGAAAAACUCACACAAUGUUGGGGCCUUCACGCAAGAAAGGUUCAUCGGCGGAAAUUGAUGCCACCGGCAGCGAUUGUGGUUUAAUGGUACGUGCAAUAGAGGAAAUAUUUCAACAUGUGGAAAUGGCAGAAGAUCCCAAUUCUUGUAAGGUUUCUAUAUCAUAUUUGGAAAUAUACAAUGAAUUAAUACGAGAUCUCUUAAGUCCGGGUGGUCCCUUGGAAUUGAGAGAAGAUAAUCGUGGACAACGUAUUACCGUAGCUGGCCUUUCUGAAAUUACUACCUCUAGUCGUAAAGAAGUAGUUUCUUUAUUGAUGAAAGGCAAUAAGGCACGCACCAUGGAACCGACAGCUGCUAAUCAAACCUCAUCCCGAAGUCAUGCUCUCUUAAGUAUUUCGGUGCAAACAAAGACUCCUUUGGGUCUUAAACAAGGCCGACUAUUUCUAACUGAUUUAGCUGGUUCUGAAAGAGCCAAGAAGACUAAAAAUCGUGGUAAACGUUUGCAGGAAGGUGCUCAUAUUAACCGUUCACUAUUGGCUUUAGGCAAUUGUAUAAAUGCUUUGUCGGGUGGUGCACGUUAUGUCAACUAUCGUGAUUCGAAAUUAACACGUUUGCUCAAAGAAGCUUUAAGUGGUAAAUGUAAGACUGUUAUGAUUGCUCAUGUUGCGCCAGAAAGUAAACAUCGGGAUGAAACGAAAAACACAUUAGUCUAUGCCGAUAGGGCCAACAGUAUAACGACACGUUUACAAAAUUCCGUGUAUGUAGAUGAAAUGCAAAAUUUCCCCACCAAACAUUAUCAGCAUUUGGUGUCUGAGUUAAGGGAAGAGGUGUCACGUUUACGCACUAAAAUGUUAACAGAUCGUCCUAGAAGUGGGGCUGCGGCAACAGCAACUGCAGCCCCAGAGGAGCCCGCAAAAGAAGCAGAAAGUGAUGAAAAACGUAAAACGGAACUGCGAUAUUUGCGAGAACAAAUUGUUUUAACUUUCAAACAACAAAUGAAGUUAAGACGUAAACUAUUGGAAGCUGAAAGUCAUUUAUUGGGUUUGGAAUUAGAUGCGGAGCGUCAGCAUAUGAUAAUAUCACACUGGCAGGGACGUAUGGGUAAAUUAUAUGAUACACCAACUGAAGAUGACAUUGAAUCGGAGGGUACCAUUGCCCUGAAAAAUGCUUGGGGUGAAUUAGCUGCCAUUGAAAAAGAAACCAGAAGAUAUAAAGAAAUACGUGAAAGAACAGAACAGGAAUUGGAAUUAUGCCGCCAAAAAGGGGUACAAUUGGAAGAUGAGUUACCUGAACGCAUAAGCAGCGAUGAAGAAAGAGAACUUUUGGCCUUACUAUGUAGGGUACAUGAACUAGAAGCCGAUAAAGUUUCUUUACAAGCGGAAAGAUUAGCUAGACAAGCUGAAUUGCGUAGAAGAGAUUUACAGCUGUUAAGAGCCGAAAGGCAACGAAGGUUAUGUGAAGACAUUAUUAGUUCCCAAAGACGUUUAAUAGAAGAGGGCAAUGUAGAAUUACCAGAUGAACUACGCGAAUUGUAUGGUCUUUAUCAGCAAGAAAUACAUGCUGGCACUGUAACCGCCACAGCAGCUUAUGAACGCAAACUACCACCCAUCUAUACAGCUGGAUCUGAUUCCCCAUGUUCCAGCUCAAGUUCAGAAUGGUCUCCCUCCUCACCUUUACCACCCAUUGAAGGUGGCCCAGCGAUAGCCGAAAUUGCAAUAGCAGAUAAUCCUGAUCGUCAUAUGGGACCGGCAGUACACUCCCGUUUACCCAAAUUAGCAGCCACCAAUAAUACAGGGCCACCGCCCUCUAGAAGAGUUAUGAGAUUUAACAAAUAAAUACCACACUUACCCCCGUAGAAUUUAGAAUAAAUAUGUUUCCUUACAAGAGCCUAAGGAAAAGUGAAAAAACGUGCUGCAGCUCAGGGAAAAUUUGAAAAUUGUUGGCAUAAAAACUUGUUGAUUUGAAAAUUGUAAAUUCAAAAUAAAUAAUAUAAUAAUAUUUAUAAAUAUAUUUGGACUAUGUA